Molecule: messenger RNA, 708 nt
Organism: Balaenoptera musculus (blue whale)
Lineage: Eukaryota; Metazoa; Chordata; Mammalia; Artiodactyla; Balaenopteridae
Gene: DYNLT4
Product: dynein light chain Tctex-type 4
Biological process (GO): microtubule-based movement
Cellular component (GO): cytoplasmic dynein complex; cytoplasm
Molecular function (GO): dynein intermediate chain binding
Source: RefSeq, a predicted model, not a curated record
CAAGCGUGGGUCUUCCAGCCGGCAGGUCCAUGGCUGGCAGGCCUGUGCCCUCCGGACGCCAGGAGGAGGAGACUUCCAAAGACCAUGGGCUGAAACUAUCACCAGCGUGGCCUCCAGGCCGUCUGCCCAGCAUCGAUGAGACCCGACCAGAGGGCUCGGGCCCGGCCUCCCGCCGUGGCUCCGUGCUAGGUCCGACCUCGUCCUUUUUGCGCCGCAACUCGCUGGCCGGGCCAGGCGCAGGUCUUGGGGGUCGGCGCCCAUCCCUGGGCCCCCUGCCCCCUCUAGGCUCGCGGGUCAGCUUCUCUGGGGCCGCCCGCUGGGCAGAACCCUCGUACCGCACGGAGCCGGCGCCAGGGGAGCGCUGGGAGGCCGCGCGCGCACAGUGGGCCCUGGAAGCGGCGUUGCAGGCAGGAUUGCGCGACGCGUGCUACUCCGGCGCCGAGGCCGGGCGGCUGGCGCGGGAGCUGCGCGAGCUGGUGCGCGUGCGCCUGCGCGAGCUCAGCCCGCCGCGCUACAAACUGGUGCGCAGCGUGGUGCUGGGGCCGCGCGCCGGCCAGGGCGUGCGCGUGGUCAGCCGCGCGCUCUGGGACGCGGCGCGCGACGGGCUGGCCUCGGCCGCCAUCACCAAUACCUCCCUCUUCGCCGUGGCCACGGUCCACGGGCUCUACUGCGAGUGAGGACUCCCCCGAGUUUUGCAAAAACGGUUUA